AUGAAAAAAAGAGGCGGAAAAAAUACAAAACCUAAACUAUACAGUCAUAUUGCUUCGGCAAUUAUUCCGUCUGUCGGAAUUAUCGCUGUACCAUCUGCUGCAUAUCAUUUUCCUCGUCAAAAAGUUCGUGGUAGUGAAGAAUGGGGUCCACUAGCUUCAACUCUUCUUCGUGCAUCUUCGACCAGUCAACUACUUGUUCCAUCGUCAACUAUGAUGACUUCACAAGAAGAACUUCAAUAUAUAAGUUCUAUUCAAGGAAGAGUACAGGGGCGAAUCGAUACAACAACCGACGAAGAAGAAAGUGAUGAUGCACGAGAUCAACAACCAAAACGUCGAGAACUCACACAAAUUUCUGCUGCAAAGAGUAAUACACCUCGAUCAACUUCAUUAUCUGAUGCUGAAAAGCGACUCUUUGGCUAUAAGGUUAAUCAUAACGAAUCGAUCUCAACAGAAACUAGUACUGAGAAUAAUUCAGUAGCUUAUCUAGAUCCUAAACAAGCACUUACUGCUGAGUUGUCACGUUCGAUAGAUGAAAAGAAUGUUAAACGAACAUCAGUUUCAAUAACGCAUCAAAAAAAUUCUUCACCAGUAUUUAAUCCUGUUCCAAGUCAAGCAGGUCCAACAUCAACUAGGUCGGGGACUGGAGCUGAAGGUAUUGAUGAUGAAUCAAAAUCAGCAACAACAAUUCCACGUUCAUCUCUUAAUGAUGCAAGUCUACCAGCAAGUGCUCGAUCUGUAUCAUUUAAAGAGCCUAUUGCUGCUGAAAAUGAAUUUUCACCAUCAUCAAAAUCUCCACAAACAACGACUGUUCUCGCUUAUAAUCGAAAUUCUGCAUUGAAUGAUAUCAUUAUACCACCGCCAGAAGAAUGUCAACAAAAUUUGCAUGAACUUGAAAAACGUAAUUUAUUAUUGAAUGAUGAAGUUCAACAACUUCGAUUGAAUAAUCGAAAUCUUCAAAAACAACAAGACGAAUUACUGGAUCGAUUGCAAACAUCUCAAAAAAUUUCACAACCAGAAUUAAGAGAUCUAUUAAGACAAUCUGGACGUGAUCAAACAAAAGAUUUAGAAAAUUUGACUACAACACUACAGAAUCGAUGCGAUCAAUUACAAAAUGAUUUGAUGCUUAUGAAAGAUAAAUAUGAGCAAAGUCAAAAUCAAUCUAAUAUACAAGAACUCAAAAGAAAAACUCAUUUUCUUGAAGAUUAUGUUCAUCGAUUAAAUGCUGCGUCAAGUGAAUAUCAAGCAAUGCAUCCACCGAAAACAUUAAAAAAAGAAAUGAAUAAAGAUCAACGUAAAACGCAAGGUUUACCAUCGAAAGGUCCAUCGCCUAUUUGGCUGCUGAAUCAAAAAUUUCUUGCGCCACUAUUUGUUUGUUAUGAUGAAAAAUUACAUGAAAACAAAGAAUUCAUUAAAAAACUUCAAGCUGAACUUAAUGAAUUACAUGAUCAAGUUAAAAUGAUAACUAAUGAAAAUAUUCUAUUACAUGAACGACUUUCUCGGUCGACAACAUCAAGAAGUCAUGAUGCUCAUUUGUCUGAUAUCGAACAUAUUAAACGGCAAGCUUAUCUCGUCUUGGAAGAAAAUAAAGUUCUUCAAGAACAACUUAAUUUACAAACAAGUCGAUUAACUGAUGUACAAAAAGUUCAAAUUCAAGAGGUAUCGCAUUUAACUCGACGUUUAAUGAUUGUUGAAAAUGAAAAAACUGAAAAUGAUCGUAUACUUGAAACCAUUCGAAUGAGAAAUGAAGAUUUAAAAAGAAAAAAUGAUCAUUUAGUGAUGGAUAGUAAUCAUCGAAUACAUGUUCAAGAACAUGUUCAUGAAAUAAGUGAAAUGAAACGAUUAACAGAUGAAUUAAGUGAAAAACAUGCUCAUGAAAUGGAAUUAGUGCUUCGUAGAGUGCAGGAUGCUGAAUCGGCCAAAAAAAUCUCACAGCUGAAAUUAACUGAAAAUCGAAGUGAAAUUGAACGUUUAAAAGGUGAAAUCAAAGCAAUUAAAAAAUCAAAUCAUAAAUUACAAUUACGUGUGCAAACUUAUGAGAAAAAACUAGAAUUACAACAACUUAAAGAGCACAAAGUAGUAACAAUGCUGGAAAAAUCUACUGACGAAUUAGAACAAACAAAACUUGAAAGAGAUACUUAUUUAGCAUUGGCUAAAACAAAAGAAGAAGAAAUGAGUAAAACACAAGUACGAUUAAUUCAUGAUGCAGAUAAAUUAGCGGAACUUGAAGAACGUCUUGAGACUUAUAAAAGUAAAAAUAAAGAACGUGCUCAUGAAGCUCAAGAACAAAUAAAGAAACAGCAUGACAAUUUAAAACUACGUUGUCUCGAACAUGAACAACGUAUUCAAGAAUUGGUUACAUUAUUGAACGAAAAACAAGUACUUGUUGAUGACCUCAAUGCAGAAAAACGGCAUCUCGAAAUUGAUCUUGAAACUAUUUGGCAAGCAACUAAUGCGGACAAUAUGCAUAUACGUGAACAGUUACUUGACAUGCGUGUAGCGAGUUAG
This is a messenger RNA of Rotaria socialis, 2505 nucleotides long. The record is from the annotation of a GenBank genome assembly. Lineage: Eukaryota; Metazoa; Rotifera; Eurotatoria; Philodinida; Philodinidae.